AUGGGCAAACCAUUCGCACGUCUUGCCUUUGUCUUGGCCGGUGCUACGGAGGUGCAUAGUGCUACUGCCCGCGGGCUGAGUACCACUGGUUUUUGUCUGGCAGGAUACGGGCCUGCCCCAGUUAGGAUUGAAGGACAAGGACAUGGUGCAGUUUUUGACUGCAAGUGCUCUCCUGAUGGACAGCAUUUUGCAUGUACUGAUUCUCACGGUCACCUGCUGAUUUUUGGCUUUGGUUCCAGUAGCAAAUACGACAAGAUAGCAGAUCAGAUGUUCUUUCAUAGUGAUUAUCGGCCCCUUAUCCGUGAUGCCAACAACUUUGUCCUGGAUGAACAGACACAGCAGGCUCCACACCUUAUGCCUCCCCCAUUUUUGGUUGAUGUGGAUGGCAACCCUCAUCCUGCGAGGUAUCAAAGACUAGUUCCUGGUCGAGAGAACUGCAGGGAGGAACAGCUUAUUCCUCAGAUGGGAGUGACAUCUUCAGGAUUGAAUCAAGUUCUUAGUCAACAAGCAAAUCAGGAAGUUAGUCCACUGGAUAGCAUGAUACAGAGACUUCAGCAAGAGCAGGACCAGAGACGUUAUGGGGAGGCCGGAACCAGUAGUACCAGCCGGAUAAGCAGAGGAUCUGUAAGUUCUACCUCAGAAGUACAUUCACCACCAAAUAUAGGAUUAAGACGUAGUGGGCAAAUUGAAGGCGUGCGUCAGAUGCACAGCAACGCACCGAGAAGUGAAAUAGCCACUGAGCGGGACCUUGUGGCUUGGAGUCGAAGGGUUGUAGUGCCUGAACUGUCUUCUGGUGUGGCCAGUAGGCAGGAAGAAUGGAGAACAGCAAAGGGAGAAGAAGAAGCUAGAGUGUAUCGAUCAGAAGAGAAAAGAAAACACGUUUCGAGUCACAUUCAAAGAGAAAACAAAAUACCUGCGUUCUCUAAGAACCAUUCCCAUGAUCAUUUAUUAGACACUAGUGACUCGAGGAAACAGCAAGCUAACCAGCACAACUACCGUACGAGAUACGCAGUAGAGGAAACUGCACGGCCUGCUGAAGAGUUAGAAAAUGGACACAGUUCCUCAGAUGAAGGAGAAGUAGUUGUUGCCAGUGGUGGAACAUCAGAAGACGAUGAAAGAGCGUGGCACAGUGAUGGCAGUUCCAGUGACUAUUCCAGUGAUUAUUCUGACUGGACAGCAGAUGCAGGAAUCAAUCUGCAACCACCAAAGAAAAUUCCUAAAAUUAAAACGAAGAAAGCUGAAAGUAGUUCAGAGGAUGAAGAAGGACCUGAAAAACAAAAGAAGCAAAUUAAAAAGGAAAGGAAAAAAGGUAUUGAGGAGAAAGAUGGACCAUCAACAUCACCAAAGAAGAGGAAACCCAAAGAGAGAAAACAAAAGAGGUUGGCUGUGGGAGUUCUGGCAGAAAAUGGUUUGACGCUGGAAGAAUGGCUGCCUUCAGCAUGGAUUACAGACACCGUUCCUCGUCGGUGCCCGUUUGUGCCACAGAUGGGGGAUGAGGUCUACUAUUUCCGACAAGGUCAUGAAGCAUACGUUAUAAUGGCUAAGAAGAACAAAAUAUAUAGUAUUAAUCCCAAGAAACAACCAUGGCAUAAAAUGGAAUUACGGGAGCAAGAGCUGAUGAAAAUAGUUGGGAUUAAGUAUGAAGUGGGAUUGCCUACUCUCUGCUGUCUUAAACUCGCCUUUCUUGACCCUGACACGGGUAAACUAACGGGAGGAUCAUUCACCAUGAAGUACCAUGAUAUGCCAGAUGUCAUAGACUUCCUAGUUCUGAGGCAGCAGUUUGAUGAUGCAAAACACAGGAGAUGGAAUAUAGGUGAUCGUUUCAGGUCAGUGAUAGACGAUGCUUGGUGGUUUGGAACAAUUGAAAGCCAGGAACCUCUUCAGCCUGAUUAUCCUGAUAGCUUAUUUCAGUGCUACAAUGUCUGCUGGGACAACGGUGAUACUGAGAAGAUGAGCCCUUGGGACAUGGAGCUGAUACCAAGUAAUGCUGUAUUUCCAGAAGAACUGGGGACUAGUGUUCCUUUAACAGAUGAUGAGCGUAGGACGCUGCUUUACAAACCUCUGGAUGGAGAGUGGGGCUCCAGGACCCGAGACGAGGAGUGCGACAGAAUUAUUGCAGGAAUAAACCAGCUCAUGACUCUAGAUAUUGCUUCUGCGUUUGUGGCACCUGUGGAUCUCCAAGCGUACCCAAUGUACUGCACUGUGGUGGCCUAUCCCACAGACCUCAGUACCAUUAAACAAAGGCUGGAAAGCAGAUUUUACAGGCGCCUUUCGUCGUUGAUGUGGGAAGUCCGGUACAUAGAACAUAAUACUCGCACGUUUAAUGAACCCGGAAGUCCUAUCGUGAAAUCUGCCAAGUUUGUCACGGAUCUUCUGCUCCACUUCAUCAAAGACCAGAGUUGCUAUGACAUAAUUCCAUUAUACAAUGCAAUGAAGAAGAAAGUGUUGUCCGACUCUGAUGAGGAAGAAGAGAAAGAUACAAACGUGCCAGGAACUUCCACUAGAAAAAGAAAGGAUCACCAGCCAAAGCGGCGGCUGCGUAAUAGAGCUCAGUCUUACGACAUUCAGUCAUGGAAGAAGGAAAGCCCAGGGCUGUUGCUGAACCUCAUUUUUCAGUGCGAAGACUCUGAACCGUUUCGACAACCAGUGGAUCUCCUUGAAUAUCCGGAUUAUAGAGACAUUAUUGACACUCCUAUGGAUUUUGCUACUGUUAGAGAAACACUGGAAGCUGGCAACUAUGAGUCACCGAUGGAGUUAUGUAAAGAUGUGAGACUUAUUUUCAGCAAUUCCAAGGCCUAUACACCAAGCAAAAGAUCAAGGAUCUACAGCAUGAGUUUGCGCCUUUCUGCUUUCUUUGAGGAACACAUAAGUUCCAUUUUAUCGGAUUAUAAAUCUGCCCUACGCUUUCAUAAAAGAAAUACAAUAAAGAAACGAAGGAAAAAAAGAAGCAGGAGCAGCUCUGUUUCUAGUAGCGUUGGAUCCAG
Molecule: messenger RNA, 2984 nt
Organism: Eurypyga helias (sunbittern)
Lineage: Eukaryota; Metazoa; Chordata; Aves; Eurypygiformes; Eurypygidae
Product: PH-interacting protein-like
Biological process (GO): regulation of transcription by RNA polymerase II; regulation of cell shape; cytoskeleton organization
Cellular component (GO): nucleus
Molecular function (GO): protein binding
Source: RefSeq, a predicted model, not a curated record